GUGGCAAGCAUGCCUCCCAUAGGGCGCCUCAAGCCUCGUGGGGCGGGCUGGAAAGAGGGAAUGGAAUGGUGGCUGCCGCAUCCGUAGCUUCCAGAGCGAGUCAGCUGAAUCAACACAGACAUUUCUUCUCAACUUUCUCCCUGUUCUUCACCUGCAUUGCUGCUUUCCUCCAAAGGCAAUGUCUUCUGUAAAAAUUGAGGUUGCCGUGAAAGAGCAUUGCAAGCUUGGAGAGUCGCCUGUAUGGGAGGAAAAGGAAAAUUCACUCCUCUUUGUGGAUAUAACUGGCAAAAAGGUCUUCCGAUGGAAUUCACUUACUAAGGAAAUACAAAGUGUUCCUGUGGAUGCUCCAGUGAGCUUAGUGUCUCUUCGCAAAUGUGGUGGUUACAUUAUUACACAAGGAACCCGGUUUGCUUCUCUGAACUGGCAAAACAAGUCUGUAACCACCAUUAAUCAUGUGGAUGAGGAUAAAUCCAAUAAUCGGUUUAAUGAUGGAAAGGUGGAUCCUGCAGGAAGACUGUUUGCAGGCACAAUGGGUAAUGAGAUUCGGCCUGCAGUGCUAGAGAGGAAACAAGGUUCUCUCUUCACCCUGUUCCCUGACCACUCUGUAGUGAAAAACUUUGACUGUGUGGACAUCUCCAAUGGUUUGGAUUGGUCGCUGGAUCACAGAACGUUCUUUUACAUCGAUAGUCUCUCGUACUCUGUGGAUGCCUUUGACUAUGACCUGCAAACAGGACAGCUUUCCAACCGCAGAAGUAUAUAUAAGAUGGAAAAAGAAGACAGCAUUCCUGAUGGGAUGAGUAUUGAUACAGAAGGCAAACUCUGGAUUGCCUGUUACAAUGGAGGACGAGUGAUCCGUAUAGAUCCUGAGACGGGAAAACGGAUCCAGAUGAUCAAGUUGCCUGUUGAUCAGACUACUUCCUGCUGUUUUGGUGGGCCUGAUUAUUCAGAAUUGUAUGUCACUUCUGCUUCCCAAGGAAUGGAUGCGGCUGCAUGGUCACGGGAGCCACAGGCUGGCAAUGUUUUCAAGAUAACUGGACUUGGAGUCAAAGGAGUCCCAUCAUACUCAUAUGCGGGUUAACAAUUAACCUUUAAGCAGAAGAUCAGUAUCAAGAACAGCAAAAAAAAAAAAAAAACCGGGAAUUUGCAAGUUUGGAAGUUUUUGUCUCCUGGUGUGACACAGAGGUAGUAAGACUAAAUAUCACACAAAUAUGUGAGAUAAUUUUUAAUUUACUAACAUACAGAUUAUGGGUUUUCCCAUUAAUGAAAUAAUUUCUUUUCUAAUAAAGGUUGACGUAUGUACAAUGA
Heteronotia binoei (common prickly gecko) is the source of this 1305-nucleotide messenger RNA. Its product is annotated as regucalcin-like. Gene Ontology annotation, biological process: L-ascorbic acid biosynthetic process. Gene Ontology annotation, molecular function: calcium ion binding; enzyme regulator activity; gluconolactonase activity. The coding region runs from base 179 to 1078 and encodes 299 amino acids. The transcript has 7 exons. NCBI's taxonomy places the organism in Eukaryota, Metazoa, Chordata, Lepidosauria, Squamata, Gekkonidae. The record is from RefSeq and is a predicted model, not a curated record.